GAGAGGAUGGGAAAUAGGAGGCACUGGGAAAGAAAGUGUUCAGUUUACUCCACUCAGGUCACAUCGACCCUCAAGUUUGACAAGAAACCAGAGAGUACUUUCAUCAUUAAGUGCAUUAUCUUGACUGUUAUAUGAUACUCAACCUUUACAGCUUUUUGCACAAGAAGCCUGCAAACAUGAGAGCCUUAUUUUUAAGAAAAAAAAGGGAAAAAACAGCACACUUUUGGAUGAUGAUCGAAUUCUAAACUUCUUGGUGAGAUUCAGCAGUUGGGAGUCUCUGCAUUCUGGUGUUGAUACCUACACAUUACAUGAGACAUCCAACAUGAAGGAGAGACAAUUAUAAAGACUCCCUGUGAACAUGCUACCUAUGGAUGUGACAGAUGAGGACGAUGUAAAAAAACAGGUGGAUGUCUGCUUCAGAAACUUUAUUUCCUGCUAUGUUUUGCUCCUCUUUUUGUGGAUGCGGUCAUGUUUUAAUAAACCUCACACAUUUUAAACACUGUUCAAAAGACAAUCCACCAUGUUUAAGCGGUGGCUGCUAGCCCUGGUGGCCCGUGUCGGCCUCAUUGUACUGGGCCUAUGCUGCUGUUUGUCCCUGUUCUACCUCCUGGCCUGUAAACCUGCAUCCCAUGGUCACCAGCACACCCAGCUGUGGCCUGGAGGGGCCACCAGCAAGGAAGGAUAUAUGGCACUGCUGCAGGAGAGGGAGGACUCUCACAGACAUUACAUCAACAGCCUGACAAAGCAGAUCGCUCAGCUGAAAGAAGCUCUUCAGGAGAGGACGCAGCAGCUUCAGGAGUCGCUGGAUAAGGCCAAAGCCAAUGGGAUUCUGCCACUGGGGCUGGAGAGUCUGCACAAAACCCCAACGCAGUUUGACAUGAAGGAGUUCUUUCGCUCCCAGUUGAACCAGGCCGAGGUCAACUCAGGUGUGAAGCUGCCCAGCGAAUAUGCAGUGAUUCCUUUUGACACUUUUACACUACGGAGGGUGUACCAGCUGGAGACGGGGUUAACCAAACACCCAGAGGAGAGGCCUGUGAGGAAGGACCGUCGAGACGAGCUGAUAGGAACAGUGGAAACAGCUCUGCAUGUCCUCAACGGACCUCUGCAACACGUAGACAACACCAGGAGAAAGCACACAUUUUCCCCUUCGGACUUCAUAGAGGGACUAACUCGUACAGAGAGGAACAGAGGAAGUGUUUACGAGCUGAUGUUUAAAGGUGACGGCCCACAGGACUUCACUCAGCUGGUUCUCUUCAGACCGUUCGGCCCUGUGCUGAAGGUGAAGAGUGACAGGGUGGACACACGCAGCAUGCUCAUCAACAUUAUUGUACCUCUUUCCAAGAGAGUGGAUGCUUUUAAGCAGUUUAUCAGCAACUUCAGAGAAGUGUGUAUCCAGCAGGACGGCAGGGUCCACCUCACUGUGGUCUACUUUGGUCGUGAUCAGAUUGACAAGGUGAAAGGCACGCUGGACCAAACCACCAGGGAGACCCGGUUCAGAGGCUUCACCUUGAUCCAGCUCAACGAGGAGUUUUCACGAGGGCGGGGCUUAGAAGUGGGUGCCAAGGCUUGGAGGCGGAGCCAGAAUGUGCUACUCUUCUUCUGUGAUGUUGACAUCCACUUCACAGCAGACUUCUUAACUUCCUGUCGCCUCAACGCGGAGCCUGGUAAGAAAGUGUACUAUCCAGUACUCUUCAGUGAGUACAAUCCAUCCAUCAUCUACAGUAAUCAGACAGUUCUACCGCCUGUUCAACAACAACUGGUGAUUAGAAAGGAUACAGGCUUCUGGAGAGACUUUGGAUUUGGCAUGACGUGCCAGUACAGGUCUGAUUUCAUCAACAUAGGUGGUUUUGACCGUAACAUCAGAGGCUGGGGGUUGGAGGACGUGCACUUGUACAGGAAGUACCUUCACAGUAAGCUGAUGGUGAUUCGAGCCCCGUCUCGUGGCCUUUUCCACUUGUGGCACGAGAAGAGUUGUGCAGAUGAACUUCCUCCAGACAAGUACAACAUGUGUAUGCAGACCAAAGCCAUGAGUGAGGCCUCACAUGGCCAGCUGGGGGAGCUGUUCUUCAAAGCAGAGAUCGACGCUCAUAUGAACUCUAAGAGGCAGCUGAGCAGAGGGAGCUGAUGAAAAUAAUAUCUGAGUAAGAGGUAGAGAUGAGAUCUUAGACUGUGAUGUGUGUUUUGGUUUUACUUACAGUAUCUUAUAUGACGCCCAUAAAACAGGGUGUUAAGGUUCUGUAACAAAAGGAGGUUUAUUCUGGUUACUGACCUCAUCUGGAUGACAAAUCUGUACAGAACUGACAUGGAAAAUGUUAUUUUAUUUUU
Molecule: messenger RNA, 2325 nt
Organism: Sphaeramia orbicularis (orbiculate cardinalfish)
Lineage: Eukaryota; Metazoa; Chordata; Actinopteri; Kurtiformes; Apogonidae
Product: chondroitin sulfate N-acetylgalactosaminyltransferase 1-like
Exons: 10
Coding region: 521-2125 (534 amino acids)
Cellular component (GO): Golgi cisterna membrane
Molecular function (GO): glucuronosyl-N-acetylgalactosaminyl-proteoglycan 4-beta-N-acetylgalactosaminyltransferase activity
Source: RefSeq, a predicted model, not a curated record